ACCAUCAAAUCUAUGGGAUGCGCGGCGCUUAGACGUGGGGCUGCGCCGUGAACGUCUUUACGUUAGAUUCUCAUUCUCGCCUUUGUGAAAUCGUGUAGUAAAUAACAGGCAGCAUAGUUGUGCUGUCGGGCUAGUAUUAGCAAGUAACGCAGUUUCACACGUUUGUUUUUAUUACAAGUGCAGUGACCAUUUUUGUAGCCAAGCUACCAGGUUAAAGGAAUAUGGGUGGGUUCGCGUGGGUAACUUUGGCGACCAAUGACUCAUACUCAUUGGGAGCUUUAGUAUUGGCACAUUCUUUGCGACAAGUGAACACAGUCCAUCAGCUGGCUGUUUUGGUAACGCCAGGGGUCACACCUGUUAUGAGGGCAAAGUUGGCAUCAGUAUUCAAUGUAGUUGUCGAUGUGAAUAUUCUGGAUUCGAAAGAUGAAGCUAAUUUAAGACUGUUAAAACGGCCGGAACUCGGCGUAACCUUUACAAAGUUACACUGUUGGAGAUUGACGCAAUUCGAAAAGUGCGUGUUUCUGGACGCAGACACCAUGGUUUUAGCUAAUGCAGACGAAUUGUUCGAUAAGGAAGAGUUUUCGGCAGCGCCCGAUGUAGGCUGGCCCGACUGUUUUAAUUCUGGGGUGUUUGUAUACCGUCCAUCGGAAGAGACCUACAGUAACAUUGUCAAAUUUGCCCUGGAAAGAGGCAGUUUCGAUGGUGGGGACCAAGGUUUACUUAAUUUAUACUUUUCCGAUUGGGCCCAUAAAGAUAUUAGUAAACAUUUGCCUUUUAUCUACAAUACAUGCUCAACCGCUUGUUAUUCAUACCUUCCUGCAUUUAAACAGUUCGGAGGUAAUGUCAAAAUAAUCCACUUCAUCGGCAGCUCUAAGCCGUGGUUACAAUAUUUCGAUUCGGAAACUCGUCAGGUUCAGGUGGGAUCGGACCUCCAGCAUUUGCGAGUUGUACUGCAACAAUGGUGGAAUAUUUUCUGUUCGUGCAUUCAUCCAAUCCUGUCACCCGAAAUGGCACCAAGCAGAGUACCCGCUGCGAUUCCUUUACCUUUUCACUCUAGUAUGGAACAAACAGUUCAUCACGAAUUCAAUCCCGAUUCGUCUUAUAAUAAACCUACCUCAAAGAAUGUAUGGGAUCCCUGGGAAGAAUAUGAAGAAAAAAUUGACAACUUUGAGAUUCAAUCAAAUACAAUAUGUGUUCCUAAUGUUCAUAGUGAAAAUAUAGACACAUCCGUCCACAUAGCCUCAGAAAUACAUGAUAAUAAUAAUAUUCCUACAUUUCAACAUAGUCAGGAGACCCCAGAGUCAUCUCAUUUCCUUCAUCAUGAUACUAACACACACAUGCUUCAUAAUGUGAGUCACAAUCAAGAAUCUCAUGUAGACACAUUCGUUAAUCAGCCCGAAUUUAGUUUUAGUAAUCAAUCAGAUCAUACACCACCACCACACCCACUACAUGAUUCAGUUCAUUCUCACAUAGAACAAUCCUUUCAACCCCCUAGUCCAGAACCAGAUAUUUGUACUUCCUAUACAAAUGUUGAACCUGGUACUGAAUGCACCCAACAUGCACGACCACAAAGUUGUGAGUCAGCUAGCAGUGUAACCAAUGAAAGCGCUUUGCACGAGUCUAAUGAAGUUUUUGACAAUAGUGCGGGAUUGGCGGGUGCUUUCGCUCGACUGACUCUUGGAGCGCCUAGAACAGCCGAACAAGCUAUGUUAGAAGAUCAAUUACGCAGGCAAGGCUGGGAGGUUGGUAACAUUGAUUACAUGGGGCGCGAUUCCUUUGAUAAUAUCUGGACUAAAAUAUGUGAAACGCUUAACACUGCCCCAGCACCACCCGAUCAAUCUCAAGAACCAAGUCAUGCAGUUCCAAGUGAAGCAGCUAAACAAGCAACAACUGCAGAUAUUACACCAACACCACCGCCAGAAUCGGUAUCUAAACCUGAAUUCACCAAACCUCAAUCAACACAGUUAUCUGAAGUUGCAGCAACUCAAUCUGAACAACCUGCUGUGAUUCCUUUGCCGAAAGCACCAACAGAAGUUCCUGUAGCUAAAUCAGAAACUGUUGCAUUACAAUCAAAAUGUGGCAAAACUGAAGAUACUGAAAAGCCAAUACUACCACCUACACCUAUUUCACCUAUUUCAGUAUGCCCGGUUGGGGCACCCUCUACACCUGCACCUAUACCAAAACAGCAAAUUGUCAGUCCACCUAUUGCCCUACCUGAUUCUCCCACUGUGUGCGAGUUGCCCAAACCAGCCCCUUCUCUAAUGAGUGAACUACAAAAGCCUACGCCUCCACAGGCUGAAACACAGAAAACUACAGUAUCCGCACCUAUUCCUCCACAACCUGCAACUGCACCUCAUUCGGUUGCUACAUCCGCCCCAACACCAGUAACUCCUAAACCAAUCGUUCCACAGGCUGAAGCACAAAAACCCACAGUUGAUACAUCUAAAGCAGCUCCUCCCACCAACCCCGCCGAGAAACAAAAGGCUCCUGAUGCUCCCGCCCCAUCCGCGCCCAAAACAGUAACUCAACCCCCCACAACAGUCCCUCCACAAUCUGUACCACAAAAACCCACUGUUGAAGCAUCCAAACCAGCUCCUCCUGCGAAACAUGACGAAAAGGCAAAGGCACCAUCACCUUCCCCUCCAAAAAUCGCUUCUGAGGCUCCCAAAGCAGUAACCGCACCUCCCGCACAAAAACCAACACCUGCACCCACCGUUGAUACGUCCAAACCAGUCCCACCCGCGAAGUCCGAUGAUAAAGAAAAGGCACCCGCAGCGUCACCUCCUUCAAAAGCGCCGAGCAAGACAACCGCGAAACCCACACCUGCUAAGCCGGCGGACCCCGCACCUGCAAAACCGGCGGAGCCCACACCUGCUAAGCCGGCGGACCCAAAACCGACAACACCACCGGCGGACGCGGGUCCGACUCCUCCGCCGCGUAAAUCUACCGCCGGUGGGGGUAGCGCUCCUAAAAAGCCAGCAGCAAAGGGUGGUAAAAAAUGAGUUGCUUUUUUACAGCUGAAAAUUAUUUAUUUUAUUUAAGGAUACAUGUGUUUUUCACAUAUUUUAGCUUGCUAUUAUUUUUUCAUUCUGUAUGUUUGUUAUCACAAUUGUAUUACUUUAUGUAUUUAUGUAUGGAAUAAAAACACAAGCAUUUAAUACUUAUAA
Molecule: messenger RNA, 3167 nt
Organism: Photinus pyralis (common eastern firefly)
Lineage: Eukaryota; Metazoa; Arthropoda; Insecta; Coleoptera; Lampyridae
Product: glycogenin-2-like
Exons: 11
Coding region: 222-3002 (926 amino acids)
Cellular component (GO): cytoplasm
Molecular function (GO): glycosyltransferase activity
Source: RefSeq, a predicted model, not a curated record